Molecule: messenger RNA, 2199 nt
Organism: Histoplasma mississippiense
Lineage: Eukaryota; Fungi; Ascomycota; Eurotiomycetes; Onygenales; Ajellomycetaceae
Product: polyadenylate-binding protein
Exons: 5
Coding region: 1-2199 (732 amino acids)
Cellular component (GO): ribonucleoprotein complex
Molecular function (GO): RNA binding
Source: RefSeq, a predicted model, not a curated record
AUGUCUGCUGCUGAAGUAUCGUCCGUCGCCGCCCCAGAGACCAACCCCGUGGAAUCCUCGACGAAUGGCACCACCGUCAACACAAACUUUGCAAAUGAUGCUGCCGGAGAUGGCAGCGAGACCCCCAAUUCUGCUGGUCCCAGCACCACCCAACCACAUUCUGCCUCCCUCUACGUCGGAGAAUUAGACCCCUCCGUCACCGAAGCCAUGCUUUUCGAACUUUUCUCCUCCAUCGGCCAAGUCGCUUCCAUCCGUGUGUGCCGCGAUGCUGUCACCAGACGUUCUCUCGGUUAUGCUUAUGUCAACUACAACAACACUGCUGAUGGCGAACGUGCUCUCGAAGACCUCAACUACACCCUCAUCAAAGGCAAACCUUGCCGGAUUAUGUGGUCCCAGCGUGAUCCUGCCCUGCGCAAAACCGGUCAGGGCAAUGUCUUCAUCAAGAACCUGGAUACCGCUAUCGACAACAAAGCCCUUCACGACACCUUCGCCGCUUUCGGUAACAUUCUCAGUUGCAAAGUCGCCCAGGACGAGUUCGGUAAUUCUAAGGGCUAUGGCUUUGUCCAUUACGAAACCGCGGAAGCCGCCACCAACGCCAUCAAACACGUCAACGGUAUGUUGCUGAACGAGAAGAAGGUAUUCGUCGGCCAUCAUAUUGCCAAGAAAGAUCGCCAGAGCAAAUUUGAGGAGAUGAAGGCCAAUUUCACCAACGUAUACGUGAAGAACUUGGAUACUGAGGUCUCCAAUGAGGAGUUCCGGGAGCUGUUUGAAAAAUAUGGCGAAAUUACCUCCGCAUCUAUUAGCCGCGACGGGGAGACUGGGAAAAGCAGAGGGUUCGGUUUCUUCUACUUCCUCAAGCAUGAGAGUGCUGCUGCCGCUGUUGAAGAAUUAAACGACAAGGAAUACAAGGGUCAGAAACUUUACGUCGGCCGCGCACAGAAGAAGCACGAGCGGGAGGAGGAGUUGCGCAAACAGCAUGAGGCUGCCCGCGUCGAAAAGGCGUCCAAAUACCAAGGUGUUAAUCUCUACGUCAAGAACUUGACCGAUGACAUCGAUGAUGAGAAACUGCGGGACCUCUUCAUCAGCUUUGGAAACAUUACCUCUGCUCGAGUUAUGCGUGACACUGCUGGGGAUCCCGGUUCUGAAUCUGAGAAGGAAAAAGAGAGCGCCAAUAAGGAAAACGUGAAAGAUGAGGCUAAGAAGGAGUCUGGUGAGGAGGACUCCGCUGACAAGAGCGACAAAGUUGAGAAAUCCGACAGCAAAAAUGCUACUGAAAAGAAACUUGGGAAAAGUAAGGGCUUUGGUUUCGUCUGCUUCAGCAAUCCUGAUGAAGCUUCUAAGGCCGUCACGGAAAUGAACCAGCGCAUGGUCAAUGGCAAACCUCUCUACGUCGCACUAGCUCAGCGGAAAGAUGUCCGCAAAAGCCAGCUUGAGGCAAGCAUUCAAGCUCGUAAUACUAUCCGACAACAGCAGGUUGCUGCUGCUGCAGGAAUGUCCCAGCCAUUCAUGCAGCCCGCUGUCUACUACCCACCGGGCCAGCAAGGAUUCAUCCCCGCCAACGCUGCACAACGCGGUGGUAUGGCUUUUGGUCAACAACCUGGAAUGGUUAUACCUGGCAUACCAGGUGGCCGACCUGGUCAAUUCGCCGCAGGGUUCCCGGGACAGCAAGGUGGUCGCGGGAUUAACCCCAACCAACAACUCCCACCAAAUGCCUUUGGCCUAGGUGCCCAGGGCCUUCCCAUUGGUGCGCUCCAAGGUCCUGGUGGGAUGCCAAACGGUCUCAGCUACCCACAAGCUAUUGCCCAAGUUCAAGCAUCAUUCGGGCGAGGUGGUGGCGGCCGCGGCCAGGUUCCUGGCAUACAGGGUAUGCCUCCAAAUUUGGCUAAUGUACCAGGCAUGCGGGCUGGCGGCCAAGGUUUCGCACAAGGCCGUGGCAUUCCACCCCAACAAGGCGAUCCUAAGCCCAACAACCAGAGUUUGGCUGGGCAAGAUCACUGGUAUGCUUUUUGGAAAUGGACAAAUGCAGAACUACUUAGUUUGGUCGAUGAUGACGCUGCACUCCGCGCCAAGGUCGACGAGGCUAUAAAUGUUUAUGAUGAAUAUAUGAAGAGCAAGGGUGGUGAAGGUGAAGCUGCGGACGCAGCCAAACAGUCGAAGGAAGCCGGCAAAGACAGCAAGUCAGAAGAGGCCAAAUCCUAA